CAUGUGCGCGCGUCCGCCCGCCGCCCAGUUCCUGCUCGCGGCGGGGAUGGCAUGGCAUGGCGCCGGAGAUUCUAUAAUCCCUAGCGCGAUUCCGGAUUCCCAUCGUUCGUUUAGGCCGCUCGCUGCUGCUGCCCGAUCGCAUGGGGGGUUCCUUUUCGAUCCCGCUAGGGUUUCUUAUGCGGCACCGCUGACUGAUUGAUCCUGCCGGCUUUUCGUGGUGAUUGCGUUCGCGUCGUCACGGAAUGGGGGAUGCUUGGAGAUGAUUGAUAGGUCGGGGCGCGUUGCUUAGCCGCGUUGGGUGCGGUCGGUUCCUAGAUCUCCUGUCCAAUUCAUGCGUGGUGCGGGUUGCAUUGGGAUGCCAUCGUGUGGGUAGAUGGAGUGGGAAGGGCACUUGCAUUGCAUGGCCUUGCUUUUUUUACAAUUGGGUGUUUCAUACUUCUUUUUUAAUUCUGAGCGACCUUUUGCUGCUCUUCUUUUCCCUCGCUCUUUUUCUUGGAUUUUAUUUCCGCAUUGAGCUGGGAUUUGGGGAAAGUUAUUUGUUUCUGAGAGGGGGCUAGAAUUGGGAAAUUCGUAGUAGGUGGAUUGGCCAAGUGGGCGGAAAGGAGACGAAAAGGCACGACGAAAUGUUGCAACAUGCUGAUGGAGCAAUGGGGGCCUUCUGUGGUUCACAAUUCUUGUUUUUUCGCAGCCACUGUUGGUAGCUGCAUUCUGACGACGUGUGUCCGGGCUUGAUGGAGGCGAAGAGCCAACCGGGCGAGGACAGCAGGCCGGCGGCGCAGCCCGAGCAGGCGACGACGACGUCGAUGGACUCGCCGAGGGCGUCGCAGGCGGCGACGCGCCGCAAGAAGAUGACGAAGCAGGUGACAGGGAAGCGGGACGACACCGCGAUGCACGCGGCGGCGCGCGCCGGGCAGCUCGUCGCCAUGCGGGAGAUGCUGUCCGGCAAGGACACCGAGGAGCUGGCCGCGGUGCUGUCGAGGCAGAACCAGGCCGGGGAGACGCCGCUAUUCGUGGCCGCCGAGUACGGGUACGUGGCCCUGGUGGGCGAGAUGAUCAAGUACCACGACGUCGCCACCGCCAGCAUCAAGGCCCGCAGCGGCUACGACGCGCUCCACAUCGCCGCCAAGCAAGGGGAUGUAGACAUCGUGAGGGAGCUGCUGCAGGCGCUGCCGCAGCUGUCGAUGACGGUGGACGCGUCGAACACGACGGCGCUGAACACGGCGGCGACGCAGGGGCACAUGGACGUGGUGAAGCUCCUGCUGCAGGUGGACGGGAGCCUGGCGCUGAUCGCGCGGAGCAACGGCAAGACGGCGCUGCACUCGGCGGCGCGGAACGGGCACGUGGAGGUGGUGCGCGCUCUGGUGGAGGCGGAGCCCAGCAUCGCGCUGCGCACGGACAAGAAGGGGCAGACCGCGCUGCACAUGGCCGCCAAGGGCACCAGGCUGGACCUCAUCGACGCGCUCCUCGCCGCCGAGCCGGCGCUGCUCAACCAGACGGACACCAAGGAGAACACCGUGCUGCACAUCGCCGCGCGCAAGGCGCGUCCCGAGAUCAUAAAGCGGCUGCUCGCAAUGCCGGACGCGAACCUGAACGCGAUCAACCGGUCCCGCGAGACCCCGCUGGACACGGCGGAGAAGAUGGGCAACACCGAGGUGGCCGAGCUGCUGGCGGAGCACGGUGUGCAGUCGGCGCGCGCCAUCAACCCCGGCGGCGGCGGCGGCGGCAAGCAGGCGCGGGAGCUGAAGCAGCAGGUGAGCGACAUCAAGCACGAGGUGCACUCGCAGCUGGAGCAGACGCGGCAGACGCGGGUGCGCAUGCAGGGCAUCGCGAAGCGCAUCAACAAGCUGCACGAGGAGGGGCUGAACAAUGCCAUCAACUCGACGACGGUGGUGGCCGUGCUGAUCGCGACGGUGGCGUUCGCGGCCAUCUUCACGGUGCCCGGCGAGUACGUGCAGGACCCGAGCAGCCUGGCGCCCGGGCAGCAGCUGGGCGAGGCCAACAUCUCCCAUGAGACGGCGUUCAUCAUCUUCUUCGUCUUCGACUCGGUGUCGCUCUUCAUCUCGCUGGCCGUGGUGGUGGUGCAGACGUCGGUGGUGGUGAUCGAGCGCAAGGCCAAGAAGCAGAUGAUGGCGGUGAUCAACAAGCUCAUGUGGGUGGCGUGCGUGCUCAUUAGCGUCUCGUUCCUGGCGCUGUCGUUCGUGGUGGUGGGGCGCACCGAGCGGUGGCUGGCCGUGUCCGUCACCAUCAUGGGCGGCACCAUCCUGGUGACCACCAUCGGCACCAUGCUCUACUGGGUGAUCGCGCACCGGGUCGAGGCCAGGCGGAUGCGCAGCAAUAAGCGCGCCUCGCUCAGCCGCUCCCGCUCCUUCUCCAACUCCGGCAUGUCGGAGAGCGAGUGGAUCGAGGAGGAUUACAAGAGGAUGUACGCAAUCUGACCACCUGUGCGGCUGUGCUGGCAGGAUUUCUCAUCCGUGCAUGACCGACCAUGGCCGGCCAAGUUGCCGUGCCGCGAGCCGGGCUAACAUUUUCGUUUUCCAGUAGCUAGAUCUCGAUUUUUUUAUAUGGAAGCUAGAUCUCAAUUAGUA
Messenger RNA from Panicum hallii, 2585 nucleotides. RefSeq names its product ankyrin repeat-containing protein At5g02620-like. The transcript is spliced from 3 exons. Gene Ontology annotation, cellular component: plasma membrane. Gene Ontology annotation, molecular function: protein phosphatase regulator activity; protein phosphatase 1 binding. NCBI's taxonomy places the organism in Eukaryota, Viridiplantae, Streptophyta, Magnoliopsida, Poales, Poaceae. Bases 732 to 2435 code for a protein of 567 amino acids. The record is from RefSeq and is a predicted model, not a curated record.